This is a messenger RNA of Astyanax mexicanus (Mexican tetra), 1116 nucleotides long. RefSeq names its product elastase-1. Gene Ontology annotation, biological process: proteolysis. The transcript has 8 exons. NCBI's taxonomy places the organism in Eukaryota, Metazoa, Chordata, Actinopteri, Characiformes, Acestrorhamphidae. The record is from RefSeq and is a predicted model, not a curated record. The coding region runs from base 104 to 919 and encodes 271 amino acids. Gene Ontology annotation, molecular function: serine-type endopeptidase activity.
AUAUGAGUCUGCUGCACAUCACAUCUGAUCAUCCUGAUCAUCUCGAUCAUCUUGAUCAUCUGAAUCAUCCUGAUCAUCUGAAUCAUCCUGAUCAUCUGCAAAGAUGCUGAGAAUCCUCUUCUUCGCCUCCUUCGCAGCCCUCGUGCUCGGACAGUCAACUGACGUUGUGGUCCCUGCAAAAGCUCCAAAACCACAGACCAAGAUUGUUGGUGGACAAGUGACCAGCGCAAAUGCUUGGCCCUGGCAGGCUUCACUGCGAGCUCAGAGCAGCAUGUGCUACAACCAUGUCUGUGGAGGUGUGCUGAUCAAAGCGCAAUGGGUGUUGACCACUGCUACCUGCCUGCAAGCAAACCCGAUUGUCAUGGUUGUUCUUGGUGAGCACGAUAUGACUGCAGCUGAGAGUGGCAAGGAGCAGUUCUAUGGAGUCAGCGCCACCUACAUCCACCCAAGCUGGAACCGUGAUCUGACUGCUGGAAACGACAUUGGCCUGAUCCGUCUGACCUCUCCAGCCACCCUGAACUCUUACAUCCAGCUGGCUCCUCUGCCUUCCCUCAACCAGAUCCUCUCCAGAGGCACCCCAUGCUACGCCACCGGCUGGGGAACCACUCAGACUGGCGGUUUACUCUCUGCUCAGCUGAGACAGGCUUACCUGCCCUCAGUCGAUUACGCCACCUGCAGCAGCAGCACCUGGUGGGGCUCUGUGGCCAAGAGCAACAUGAUCUGCGCUGGUGGUACUGGAGCUGCUUCUAUUUGCACUGCUGACGGUGGUGGCCCUCUGAACUGUCUGGUUGGUGGAAGGUAUGUGGUCCAUGGUCUGUCCAGCUUUGUCUCUAGCCUUGGUUGCAAUGUCGUCAACAAGCCCAGCGUCUUCACCCGUGUGUCUGCCUACCUGACCUGGGUUCAGAGCUAUACCGGCUAAAAAUGAAGCACCACUGGAAAGGGAUUUGGAACCAUGGAAGGAACCUUCAUAGGAGUUUCUUCAUUGUAAGGCUGUUCCAGAAUCAUCAUAUUUUAAAAAAAUGAAUUUCUGUUGUCUAUAUUCUAUAAUAAAUAAUGUCUGAAACAAAUGAACAUGCUUUACUUUUAAUCGAACAAAAUAAACACUCUAAACUUUCA